Molecule: messenger RNA, 792 nt
Organism: Ambispora gerdemannii
Lineage: Eukaryota; Fungi; Glomeromycota; Glomeromycetes; Archaeosporales; Ambisporaceae
Source: the annotation of a GenBank genome assembly
AUGGCAGAAAAAAUAAUCGAAGUCAAAAAAGUCAGUAAAAGAUAUGACAAUAAAACAGUCUUAAAUAACAUUUCCUUUUCCGUUCGUAAAGGAACCAUUCAUGGUUUUAUUGGUCCUAAUGGGGCAGGAAAAACUACUACUCUCAGUAUCUUAACUCGUUUGGUUUUGCCAACCCAUGGUGAAACUUAUAUUGAUAAUAAAUCAGUUAGUAGAGACCCCAGUUUUAAUAGACGAUUAGGUUUUAUUCCCGCUGAGCCGCGGUUUCCUAGUCUGACGGUAGAAAAUUAUCUGCUUGAUUGCGGUUAUUUGCGAGAUAUUCCCAAAGGAGAAGUUUUAAGAAAGUUGGCUAUUUUCACUUUGAGUCUUUACCGACCAAAAAUAUACUUGUUGGAUGAGCCCUUUAAUGGCUUAGACCCCAGUUUUCGUCAGGAUUUGUUCAACAAUUUAAAAAGUAUUCGCGACAAAGGGGGAACGAUUUUGAUGUCAACCCACAUUCUUUCUGAUUUACAAAAAUUAGCUGAUGAUAUUACUAUGAUUAAAGGAGGAAAAAUUGUUUAUACUGGAACUAAAACGGCGGAUAUUGAAAAAACUUAUGAAGAUUACUUUAUUGAAAGGGUCUCUGACGAAGUUGAAAGGAGACAACUAGAGCAAGAAACAAAAUAUACCGAAGACCAAAAGAGGGAAUUAUUAAAUUUAAAUGAUGAAAUUUUGAAUAACGAGUAUACUUUUAAAGGGACGAUUAAUAAAUCUUAUCAAGGUGCUUUGAUAGGUGAUGAGGAAUCCGCUAAAUGA